UCGCAACUCAGCUCGCUGCCAUGCAGCAGCAGUUUGGUGUUUUUCAGUUAGUGUUGGCUCAGUUAUUAGCCCGGAACAACCCUGGUGAUCCACUCAUCAACCUACUUAAUCCUGCUCCGCAGCCUCUAGCCCCACCACAAGAUCCUGACCCAGUUAAACAUGCUCCCCCUGUUAAUAGCUUAGAAAAGCUAGUGGUCGAACAGCGAGGCAUCCCACCUCCACACCCUGCUGCUGACUCCGUACCUCACCCUCUCAGCACCAAUAUUAUACUGGAACCCUACCCCGUUGGCUUCCGAAUACCACAGCUUGAAACUUAUGAUGGGACGAAGGACCCCGAUGAUCAUCUACAUGCUUUUUACUCUUGCAUGCAGGCUCAGAAUGCCUCUGACGCGUUGAUGUGCAAAAUCUUUCCCUCUACUCUCCGAGGUAAUGCUCGAACCUGGUACUACAGUCUGCCUCCGAGAUCAAUCAGCUCGUACACAGAACUGGCAUCUGCUUUUGCCACAAAGUUUUCCAGUAGAAGGUUGAUCAGGAAAACCACUUCUGAGCUGAUGCGGGUUAGGCAAAGGGACGGAGAGUCUUUGAAAAAUUUUAUGAGCAGAUUCAAUGAUGCAGUGCUAGAGGUUAACUCUUUCGACCAAGCAGUGGGCAUUACAGCUGUGAUCUCGGGUCUCGGCCAUGAAAGAUUCAGAGACAGUCUGCUUAAGCAUCCCGCCACCACCUUCAGUGAGGUAAACGAUAGAUCGUUGAAAUUCAUAACGGCUGAGGAAUACGCCCUGUCGCAACACCUAACUCCUAUUAAGAGCCAACACCCGGACUGGAGAGAUGAGAAUCUGAAUAGGAAACGGAUAAAGACAACACAGAACCGAGGUCCGAUGUCGACUUCCACCUCGAGAUUCGGAAGGCCGAACUCAGCACCUCCGCAACAACCUACAGGUAAACCUCCAGUUAAUUGGACUCCUUUUAAUUUGCCGAGGUCACAAAUUUUUAUGCAGAUUAAGAAUAAAAUGGACUUACGACGUUCGGGUCCAAUGAAAACUGCUGCUGCUGCCAGAGACCAUACUAGAUACUGUGAUUUUCAUCAGGAUCACGGUCAUACAACAGAGCAAUGUAAUAGUCUGAGGUCCGAACUGGAAAGUUUGGCACAGAAAGGAAUGUUGAAUGAACAAGGUGUGGGAUAUCAGCAAGCCCCACCCCCACUCCCACCACCAGCUAGAGUCAUACACAUGAUUACGGGAGGUCUGGAAGUUGGUGGACUGAGCUCUAAGCAGUGGAAGCUGUAUGUCAGAGAGGUUAGGCAUCAGAACCGCGCUCAGAAACGAAAAUUUGACGAUGCUGAGUGGAAGAAUCAACCCAUCACUUUCACGUCUGCUGAUCUUGAAACGGUUGUCACACCUCACAAUGAUCCUCUAGUCACUUCUGUCACAAUCAACAGUUGUGAGGUGCAGCGUGUCUUUGUUGACACCGGGAGUGCACCAGACAUCAUGUACUUCCAUUGUUUUGAGAGUCUUGGGAUAGAUCUAGCUCUGUUGCAGCGGUAUGAUGGUCCCAUCUACGGGUUCAACAACCAACCGGUUCCAGUUGAAGGAGUCCUCACCAUGAAUGUUGCCUUUAGAAGUGGCCGCAGUUAUGUGACCCCUUCAGUAAGGUUUUUAGUGGUCAAGAUGGCGUCCUCUUUCAACGCUGUCAUUGGCCGACCUACACUGACUGAGAUCUGAGCCGUGGUUUCCCAGUCUCAUCUAUGCAUGAAGUUCCCAACUCCUACGGGAAUAGCAACACUGCGAGGCAACCAGGAGGUAGCUCGGUAUUGGUAUAUCACCUCGGUAACACAACCUCAGAAGAGCAAGGCUCAGACACCCGAGAUUAAUCCCAAACA
Molecule: messenger RNA, 1876 nt
Organism: Rubroshorea leprosula
Lineage: Eukaryota; Viridiplantae; Streptophyta; Magnoliopsida; Malvales; Dipterocarpaceae
Source: the annotation of a GenBank genome assembly